AUGUUAAGGAAGUACAGAUUACUUGCAGCAUAUAAUAGUCUCACCGAUAAACACCUGGCUGGAUAUUUUAACAAUACAAGGAUAAGGCGGCAUCUCUUAAGAUCAGGGCUGAUCACAAGAAGUGGAAGAAUACUUUCUGAAAAAGAAUACAAACUAAAUAUCAUGAAGAGGGAUCACCAAAAAUAUAUCCGGGAGUGCUUAGCCCAGGCUAUUUUCCAUAAGGUUCUCGAUAUGGAGCGUUGCCAUCAACUUGAAAUAAAAAAGAAAUUGGAAGCCUUUGCUAGGAAGGAGAGAAUUCAGAGAUUUAAGGGUGAGCCCAUGAGAUGGUCUGGAGAAAAUAACAUGCCAGUCCUGUCUCCUCACCCCCCAGUGGGCCCAAAGACUAAUCGUGGCCAUAGUGUUCUGGUUGAUGAAGGACAUUCCAGUCCAACGACACUGACAGCCCCUCGACCAUAUACUGCCCCAGGAAAUAUGCAGCCUCCAAUUCGAUUACAGCCUCUUCCCAGUAAUCCUGCAGUAGGAACUGUUCCAAAGAUAACUUCGGGAUCCAGAUCAAAAACCUCAUUGCUGGAAAAGGAAGCUUCGUUUCCUAUUGGGGGCAAGAAGGCAGUGAUGAAGUUCAGGAGCUCUGUGGACAAUUCCCAGGGAAUCAAUCGAUAUCAACUUCUGAACCUUGACUGUUACAUGAUGCCUAUUCCUCCUCCACCUCCUCCCCACAAUGGAAAAAGUGCCCGGGAAAACAGACCUGAAACAUGGAGGAAAAGAAGAAGAUUUCGUCCAACCACUGCUCCAAAUGGCUUAGAACCUCUCUUUACUAGGGAUUCAAGAAGGAUUCAUAAAACACCACUGCAUAGUAAUGCAGUUAUUACGAUGAUCUAUUUGGGGAAAAAUCUGCACCUAUCUUAUGAUCACCCAGACUUCCGGGAUGAAAUAAAAGUUUAUCAACAGCACUGUGGUGGGGAAAACCUUUGUGUCUACAAAGGCAGACUACUUGAAAAAGAGACCUUUCAGUUUAUUUCCAAAAGGCACCAUGGUUUCCCCUUCAGUCUCACCUUUUUCUUGAAUGGGAUCCAGGUGAACAGGUUAAGCUCCUGCUGUGAAUAUAAGCAUCGAAAAAGUUCCAGACUUGGAGGCAAACGAGGCUACUUUGGGUUUGUGUGCGUGGAGAGAUCAUCUCCUUGCUACAAGUGCAUUAUUGCAAUGGGUCUUGACAAAAAACCAACAUCACCAAAACCUAGGAAACAAAGGAGUAUUCAAAAAAGAGAGGAACUGGAGAAGGGUGAGGGGAAACUGAGGAAGGAUAGAGCAUACAUGAUACCAAGAAGGAAUGAGAUGGAAGGGAACAAAACCUCUGCUUCAGUCAUUUUUUCAGCCGAAGAGGAAAAAAUAGGGAUCGAAGAAGUAAGAACUGCAAUAGAAGAAAUGCAACGUAGAGGAAAACCAGGACAAGCUGUUUGGGAAGAUGACCAUGAAAAUCUAUUUAAAUACGAAUAUGAAGAAGAUUUUGAAGUAGAUGAGGAGAAACAAGAUGAGAAAGCUAAUGAAGGACAGGAUGAUGAUCAAAUGAAUGGAAUGUCAAAGUCACCUUCGGAUGAUGAAAAAGAUCAUUUACACCUUGAAAAGGAGAGUGAAACCUCAUCACAGAAGGCACUAGAUGCUGAUGACAAUGUGAAAGAUGAGGGUGAUGGAUGUUCUGAGAGUGAAUUAGAAGAGGAUAAACAAGAUGUAAACAAUGCUUCAUCAUCCUCAUCCAGAAGUCACCCAUAUUCUAGUUGCAGUGAAGAUGAGUCUGCACUGGGAGAUAGGAAAGCAUAUGCGGAAAACAGUCCAAAUGAAAGUGCCAGAAGUUCACCUUCUCGGGAGUUGAGUGAAAAUGAUGAGCCAGAAAAAUCCUACCUUCCAAUUGAUGAUUCCCUCAAAAUUGAAGUUGAAGACCAAAAAUUAAUAAAAGCAGAUAUGGAGACCAAGCUUCUGCCCACAGAGGAAGGCUUGGAGAAUGUUCUUGAGGAAGAAACAGAGAAAGGAACCCAAAUGAUUGCAGAGGGCUUAUCUGCGAAGUCCAGAGAACAUGUUUUCAAGGAAGAAAAGGAAACUUAUAAGAGUAAGCUUUGGGAAGGAAACACUGCUAACGUGAAGGACAGAAAGGCAGGUCCCUGUAGGGUGGAGAAAGGUGUUGGACAGAUAAUAGCUGAAGCUGUGGAACCUGACCGCCGCAGCCCCUAUGACACUGAGUCUGGUGUUAGCAGCGCAGAUGAGGGAAAAGAGCACUCGAGGAUGCCGGAGAUGGACCCAGGUGCAGCACCAAAUAGGAAUUUAGUGGUGGAGGAAAUGGAAACCCUCAACUCAAUCAAGGAAUCCAAGCCAGUUACAUCAGAAAUGUAUACACGGGAGAAGGAAGAAGCAGUGGAGAAAGAUGAGGUUCCCCAACAUAGGGAUGCUGACGCACCAGAAGAAAAAGGGGAUGCAACACUGUGGGAAAAAGCAGGCGUUAAUGAGGUUCCCCUGGGGGAGUGGAAUCCAACAGCAGAACAACUAGAGUUAGUGGAACAAUUUACAGAGGAGAGAGAGAUCCCUCAGGGCAUAGCAAGUGGGGAAGAGGCAGAAGCAGAAGGGGACACAGGGCUGGAUGAAGAGGGAAAAGAAGCGGUAAGAGCCUCUGGAGGUCGGAAGGAAGACGAGGCUCCCGAAGAGCAGGCUUUGAUGCAGGCGGUGCUGGAGACAGAGAAGGCAGCUUCUGAGGAGGAAUGGAGUUCAGUGCUUGCAAGCAAGGCCCCAGCUCAGAAUUCACAGUGUGUUCAGGAGGCAGCAGCCCUGAAAGAGGCUGUGACGCCGAAGGGAGAGGCUGAGAGAGGGGCAGCUGCGAGUGAAGCAGGGUCAGAAAAGCCAGAUGCAGAGGACGGUGCAGAGGAAGCAUCCACAGAUCUAGAGGACAUGGGACCUGAGGGAGACUCUGCAUCCUCAAGAGAGGAUGGUUCAGAAGAGGCAAUACUUAAGAGAGAGGAACCAGUCGAAGAGAGGAAGGCAGUUACGGGCUCCUCGGCAUCUGAGAAGGCUGAGGCUACCAAGAUGGGGGUUUCAGACAGCCCGGAAGAUGUGGAAAGGGAGCAGGUUACAACUGAGGUAGAAUCUAAUAAGGAAGAUGAUAGGAAAGAAAUAUCACCUGAGGAAUUCUAUGCAGCAAGAGAGAGGACGAAAGCUGAGAGGCCAAAAACACCUCUGGGGGAAACUGAAUCUGAGAGAGAAGAGGUGACAAGGGCAAAUGCACUUCAAGAUGAAGACAUUUUAGAAGAAGGGCAAAAGUUUAAAGGGGGAGAAGGGGAAACUAUGAAGGAAGAAAGACCCGAGGAAGAGACACAAGGCCCCCAAAAUGAAAUGCAAUGUGAUGUUGAGAAUGAAGCACUCAUGGAAGCAUCUGAAUUGAUUGAAGACACAAGGCUGCAAGAAGAUUUACUGAGAGAGAGGGAAGGGACCAUGUCUGAAACAGCACCUGGAUUUGAAAAGUCACUGGAAAACAUAAUAGCUCUGAGGAAUGAGGGAGGAGGGGAAAGAUUGAGAGAAGCUGGAGACAUGGAACACAAAGGCAGAGCAGAGCCAACCUGUGGAGAGAAUGAUGACGUAGCUCCCUCUGAGCAGGAUGAGGGAUUGAGUCCUGAGGGAGAGUGUCCAGUAGGGGUUUCUGAAAGUAACCCAGCAAGCAAGGUGCAGACAGCUGAGGGGAUGACCACAGUGGCAGGCAAGGCCCAGGAGUGUGUAGCCAAAGAUAAAGAUGGCCUUGCAGGACUAGAAAGGAAGGAUAAAGAAGAGUCUUCACAAGGGCAACAAGAAGUGGGGGGCAUAGCAAUGACCCAAGAAGAUGUUCCUGAGGGAUAUUCCAUGAUGGCAGAAAAGUUGAGUGGAAAAGUGAUGAAUAAGGACCCAGAAGAAGAGGAGGAUAAAGGGUGCACUCUGGGUACAGGAGUGAUGAGAAAUGGGAACACAGAAGAGAAUGGGAGUUUGCAAGAAGGAGCAGUGGUGGCUGAGGAAGAUGUGCACCAAGAAGGAGGAGCAGCAGAAAUGGCUGAGGAGAAGAGAAAGGUGUUGGCAGAUUCAGAGACAGCUGAGGGGAAAACAGAAGCAAAUACAGCCUCUAACUUUUCAGAUGUUGCUGGUGAGGAAAUUUGGCACAAAGCAGAUGAGUUACUAAGAAAAACAGCAGCUGCAGAGAAGGUGGUGGUAGAGGAAAUAGCGCUGAGUGGGGAGGAGGUGCCAGCAGUGGAGGAGGCGACAGUGACAGGGGCAUCAGGAACCGGGGUGAGGACUCCACUAGAACCUUCAGACCUGGAAGGGAAAGCCCCACAGCUAGGCCAGGAUCAAAAGAGAGGGGAAGAACUUUCAGACCUGGAAGGGAAAGCCCCACAGCUAGGCCAGGAUCAAAAGGAAGGGGAAGAACUUUCAGACCUGGAAGGGAAAGCCCCACAGCUAGGCCAGGAUCAAAAGAGAGGGGAAGCUGACACCACUCAGCAGGCAGAGUUAGUAGGGGAGGAUGUAGGGGUGGGGAGCUGUGUUGGAGGGCAGGAGUCAGACCAGCCUGAAGAAUUCAGACUGGGAUUAUCCCAAGAGAGAGCGUCAGGGCCAAAUAGAGAGAGUCCACAGGACAUGGAAACACUUCCUGUAAAACCUGAUUGCACUGGAACGCAAGAGAAGCAAGAGCAUGCAGCGCAAAUAGAAAGUGAGAACACAGAUGUUUCCGUGAGCGACAUGAAGGGCUAAGAGACUUCAGGGCAGACGAAUAUUUUAAAGAUGUCUUCUGGAAGACUUAAAGAGUGGAGAAAGAUUCACCCGAGCGCCUUGCCAGGACUUUAGAUUUUAUUUAAGAAAAACCUCUGCUUGUCUGAACUGGUUCCCAGUCUGUCAGUGCUGAUCAGUAGCACAGUGAGCACCUUGAGAAUAGCUUACCCAUCUGUAGGACUCUCCUCACAGGCAGUGGGUUCUUCACAGAGGGCUGUGAGGUUGUUACGUGAUCAACAUAGCUAACAUGUCUCUAUUCAAAUCAAAUUGGUAGUUUUCAAAUGUUUGACUUUAAUCAAAGAUCACCUCACUGACCCAGUCCCAACAUCCGGGGUUUGUUUAAAUUCAUUUUUAUUUAUAAUCAAACAUAAUUCUAGUUUCACACAUGAGAGUUUUACUUAAAAUCUAUGGCUUGAGGCUUUAAUGAAUUGGUCUGUGAAAAUGAGCUCUAAAGAUCAUUCCAUGUACACUCAAUACUAAAGAUUGCUUCACACCUGUAAAAUGACCCCAUGGCAUGUAUAUUCACUUAGAAAUAGUCAUUCUUUCUAUUUAUGCUAGAAGAGUAAUUUAAAGUGGAAAUCUUAUUUCAGAGUGCCCUUUGUUUUUUGUGUGUGUUUCUGUAGUUUUGCUUUGUGAGGUAGACUGGUGAGUGCUUGUGACAUUUCAGCCCUGGGGGCCUUAUUUGUGGGGCUGCUCAAAUUUUAAUCAGAGUAGUAAAUAAUUUAGCUGAGUGAAAUGAGUAACAAUAAUUAUAGCAGGUAAACAUUGCACAUCAGCACAUAUAUGAACAUUCUAGACUCUUUUGUUGAUGUCAUUCAAUGGAAAAUAAACUUGGGUUAAAUUAGUGUGCUCCUCACCUUCCCGAGUUCUGUUAUUUCAAACCUGUGAACUAACCUUGGAGUGUAUUGUAAAUCAGCAGUCACAAUUGCUGUCUAAAUUACUCCCCGAUAUUACUAGAAAUAGUUGUGCAUCAUUGUGCCUACUGAGGAUUUUGAUUUCCUCGAAGACAUCUUUGUUCAUGCACCUGUAGUCCAAAGGGCACAUUGUUUUGGCUAUCUUUUCUCCAUGUGAGAAGGUGAAAGAAAAUUUCCUAAAGCAGUGAUUCCCUAGCUAAACUACACAUUAGACUUCCAUGAGACAUUUUCAUGAGUGCAUGAGCGAUUCAACCCCUGGUCUCACCCCAAAGACUCAGAUUUAAUUAGUUUUAGAUGGGUGUAGGUAUCAGGGUUAUUUUGUUG
Pteropus alecto (black flying fox) is the source of this 6005-nucleotide messenger RNA. RefSeq names its product glutamate rich 3 (gene ERICH3). Bases 1 to 4749 code for a protein of 1582 amino acids. NCBI's taxonomy places the organism in Eukaryota, Metazoa, Chordata, Mammalia, Chiroptera, Pteropodidae. The record is from RefSeq and is a predicted model, not a curated record. The transcript is spliced from 15 exons.